AUGGCUGAAGAAGCUGCUGUUUUAAACAGUUUUUUAACCUGUCAAGUCUGCCUCGAGACGUUCAAAGAUCCCGUUUCUCUGAGUUGCAACCACAACUUCUGCUCCAGCUGCUUGCAGAAGUCCUGGGAACAAACGAAAAACAAAAACUGUCCCAUCUGUAAGAGAAAAUCGUCCAAAGAUCAGCUGGGAGUCAACUUUGGCCUGAAGGAAGUUGCUGACUUGUUUGCUGGAAGACCGAGAUCUGGACCAUCAGAACCGGCAGAGCAGAAGGUCGUGGAGGUCUGCAAGAAACAUCCAGGAGAAUCCAAACUGUUCUGCAAAGACGACCAGAGAGCUGUGUGUUCUGUCUGUGACCCUCAUCAGCACCAGAGCCACACGCUGGUUCCUGUAGAAGUGGUGAUCAAUGAGCUGAAGGAGGAGCUGAAAUCAGACAUUAAGUCUCUGAUGGACAAGAAGAACGAAUGCAGACGAGUGGAGGAGACCUACAAUCACAUCAUCCAACACUCCAAGAAGCAGCUGCUGUCCACGGAGAGACAGAUCCGAGCAGAGUUCAACAAGCUCCACCAGUUCCUGAAGGAGGAGGAGGAGUCCAGAGUGUCCGCUCUGAGGGAGGAAGAGGAGCAGAAGAGGAAGACUGUGAGCAGAGAGAUGAAGAAGAUCCAGGAGCAGAUGUCCUCUCUGUCAGAAAGCAUCGCUGCUGUUAAAGCAGAGCUGCAGAAAAACGAGGAGGCGUUCCUCUGCACUUAUAAAGGUGUUCAGAACCGAGCCAGAACCCAGAGCUCGCUGACAGAACCUCAGCUGCUCUCAGGAGCUCUGAUAGAUGUGGCCAAACAUGUGGGCAACCUGUCCUUCAGAGUCUGGGAGAAGAUGAGGGAGAAGGUCCACUUCCACCCGGUCCUCCUGGACCCGAACACUGCUCACGGGAAGCUCUUUCUGUCCAGCGAUCUGACCCGUGUGAGGUUUGGGGAAAGUUAUCAGCAGCUUCCCGACAAUCCGGAGAGAAACACGAGAUUUUAUAACGUGUUCGGCUCUGAGGGCUUCAGCUCCGGCAGACACAGCUGGGAGGUGGAGGUGGGAGAUCAUCCCCGCUGGAACAUCGGGGUGGCCAACGAGUCCUCUGAGAGGAAGGCAGACAGACAAGCGUCUCCGCCGUACGGAAUCUGGUGUUUGCUGUUCGACCACGGAAAGAUCGUUGCUGGGGACGGUAAGAUCGUGAAACCGGCCAAAACGCCCCAGAAGCUCAGAGUGGAGCUGGAUUAUGACGGCGGGGAGGUGUCCUUCUACGACCCCGAAGACAUGACUCACAUCUACACUCUGCAGGACGCGUUCACCGAGACGCUCUUCCCGUAUUUCUGCGUUUGUUCGUCUGAAGACGCUGAAACCACAGAAAUCAAGAUGUGUGUGUUCUCCUCCCAGACAUGAGAACCACCAGGAUGUUCAGGAAGUGACGCUGGAAAUAUUAAACAGGUGGAGGUGUAUGGAGCUAGAUUGGAGCCAAUAUUAUUAUAAAGAAAAUAAAACAAAUUUAAA
Molecule: messenger RNA, 1530 nt
Organism: Oryzias melastigma (Indian medaka)
Lineage: Eukaryota; Metazoa; Chordata; Actinopteri; Beloniformes; Adrianichthyidae
Product: nuclear factor 7, brain
Exons: 1
Coding region: 1-1422 (473 amino acids)
Molecular function (GO): protein binding; zinc ion binding
Source: RefSeq, a predicted model, not a curated record